Molecule: messenger RNA, 453 nt
Organism: Adineta ricciae
Lineage: Eukaryota; Metazoa; Rotifera; Eurotatoria; Adinetida; Adinetidae
Source: the annotation of a GenBank genome assembly
AUGACAAUGAUCAACAAAUUCGACGAAACCGAUACAGAAGAUAUUACUAGCUCACUCAUUGAAUUGGGUUCACUGAAUGAUGAGUUGGAUACAAUGAAUCUUGAUUUUGACAAUUCUGACGAAGAAGUUUCUGAUCAUGAAGGUGAUAAAAUGGUUUCACAUACAUGGGACGGAAUAAAACCAAAGUCUGAUGCAGAAUUCUUGGAAGAUCACGAGCUUACCGAAGAUGUAAUCUCAACUUCGGAAGAUAAAGCAGUCAAUCCUAUUGAUUGCUAUCGUCACUUCAUCACGGACGAAACUAUUGGCCUCAUGGUUCGUGAAACUAAUCGAUACGCUCAGUACACGAUCAACGCUUCAACAAUAAAACCAACAACCAAUGCAGAGAUGCUCAAGUUCUUUGGGAUAAUUCUCGAAAUGGGAUUAGUAAAAAUGCCGAAGCUGAACUAUUAUUAG